Messenger RNA from Periconia digitata, 2235 nucleotides. Lineage: Eukaryota; Fungi; Ascomycota; Dothideomycetes; Pleosporales; Periconiaceae. The record is from the annotation of a GenBank genome assembly.
AUGGAUACUUAUCCUCGUUACAUCAACACUGUUUCUAAUUCCUAUGCUACCCGGGGAUCCCUGAAUCCGGCGGAUCAUUCCGUGAGGGAAGAUCCGCCGUCAUCCGCGUUUCCUGAACCUGAAUCCGGUUUCCUCCUCGUCACUGUCAUCGUCCUUGACGGUCAUUUUACUUCUCUUGAAAGUAGGCUGUCCCGCUGCAAUACUAACAGGGCCUCGCUUUCUUCCCCUCUGCGUCUGGGUUUGAUCGAGCUGCGUCUCGGCAACUCUGCCACUACCUCGACUAGGCGCCGGCGGUUCCUCAUUUUCCGAUCCGCUGUCUUCCACAUAAAUUACAUCUGAAUACUUUGUACCCUUCGUAUCCCGUUUCCUGCGCGUGAACCCAGCCUCAGGCUCCGAGUCGCUCUCCUCCACUCGGACAACGCCAGAAUUACGCAUGCUAUGAUCACCCUGUGUCCGAGUAAAGCUGGAUCUGGCAUCAUCCAAAUUAAGAACGGCGCCUCCAAAGACUUUCUUCUGGGACACUUCCUGGAAUGAAACGAGCACUUUCUGAGACUGCGGUCCACGGUCAACGCCCCGGCGCCUGAACUUCUUGAAGUUUUUCCGGCCAUUCCAUGCAGGAUCCCAGCGGUCACUCCGUAGUUGGUUGAGAACACUAGCUUCUCGUCGCCGCUUCAAGGCUGCGGCAGCUGGAAAGCGUUGCUCUGUCUGCUCAGCUCGCUCGACCGUGUUCGUUACAUUUUGUGACCUGGCAGAGCGACGUGGUUGACUCACCGCCUGCGAUGCAGGUGCAGAAGGAGGCGAGGGUUCCUGUACGGGAAGAGAUUCUCGGAUGUCUUCCAUGGCGGUGUCAUCGGUCUUGCGCACUUUUCUAGGCCCUUCGAAUCCAUCGUCGAAUCCACUGAAUUUGCUCGUUAGGUUUCGUCGGAAUGGACGUUUCCGAGAAAUUGGCUUGACUUGCUCUUCUGGCGUCGAACUAGCUUCAUUGUUAGGCGAUGGGACAGUCGGCUGCGAGCGAGUUGCGACGGGAUUUUGCUGAGGAGGCUGGGUUUGUGUAGAUGGCGGCUCUACACUGGGUUCAACGUCUACGGCUUCCAUUGGCGGGCGCUGCAGCUGGGAACGAUCUUUAGCUAUGAUAGCAUCGAGAAACUCGUUUUGUUGGAUGGAUCGUUGAGCAAGUAACUGGUCAACCUUGAGUAUGAAGCUUAUUGCCCAUUCGCUGUACUCAUCGGGGUACGCAGAGGGACAAAUCGUAAUGACUGGCAAGGCAGCGGUGGUUGCUCUGCUUUUUUUCCGGGCCAAAACAUUGUUCACAUAUUCCACAUACUCUGCGGCCGUGGUUUCACCAAGUCGUAAUUCAUAGAAAAGCGCUUUGCCUCCCGCGCCUGCAAUGACCUGGUGCAAAUUGGCAUACUGGUUCUCCUCAACGAAGACGAAAGUAAGUCCGGAGAAUAGCUCGAAUCGAGCCGUGUCGGGUUCUAGCAUCUGUUCUGGACGCGCUACUGGUUCAGCGCCCGCAGGGGGGAUGUACUCUUUCUCUUUCGGCCACCAGGUAUCGAAAUCUUCCUCGAGAUGCGAGGGAACAUAAGCACCGUUGACGUCCACUGAGCUUGCGGCGGCUUCGAGUACCAUAUCGAGAUAUUCCAUCGUCACAAUGGGCGUGCCUGACACAAGUGCCUGUAGUACCUUUGGGAGAUUCCGUUUCUGUGACACGACGUGGGUAGUUCUCUCGUAUACAAACUCGGAUGAUGUCUUGAUAUCGAUAGCGUGAAGUUGAGCACAGCGCAUAUCCUUGGUGGCAUCGUUUUUCUUCUCCUUGGCUGCAAACGUGAAUACGAUAUCCUGCCACAUGAUUUUGAACGGCGGGUAGCUGUUUGAUAGUUUGAUGAUAUGUUCCUUGCCAGUGAGAGUAGUCUUGUCGUAAGCAAUGGUACCAUCACUCUCCUUUCUGCUUUUGUGCAUGUUGUUGUCAAUGGUAGUCCCUUGACGACAGCUUAGAUCCGUUAUAUCGACUUGAGACCUCUUGUGCAGAUGGACACCGUCUCCAGGAGCGACUUCGCCGACUUCAAUCAUCAUGUGCUUUCGCGACACGUUUUUGUUGUCGAUGAAAACGUUUUUGCCUUCGGGAUGACCAGCAUCGCUAUGUUUGGUCCGCCCGAAAAGUUGCUGUGAGCCUGGUCUCAGCCAUAUGCGUUUCCCUCCAAACAGGCUCUCGUGCUCGAGGAACCACAUGGUGCU